UUAAUCUCUAAAUUAGCGUCCUAGGUUUCAAGAUGGACGACUGCAACUUGGAUAAACUAGUUAUAAAGCCCGGAAAUUUGUCACCUGCGUUUCAUAAAGACGCAACAGAAUAUAAUGUGACCUUAGCGAGCAAUGUGGAGAAAAUUCAUGUCGACCCUUUCACCAGUGAUACAGGUGCAUCAUAUUGCAUUUCUGGAAGUGAUGGAGGCAAGGAUGUUCCUCUUAAAGAAGGUCAAAUCACUGAUAUUAAGAUAGAAGUCACUUCUGAAGAUUGUACCAUAAAGAAUUAUUUUAUACAUGCCAAAAGAUUAUCUGCAAAAGAUGCUACUUUGAGUGAUCUAAAGUUAUCAGAUGGAGACUUAUCACCAGAAUUUUCUGACAAUGUAUUUGAAUAUUCUUGUUUAUUACCCUGCAAUUCAGACAAGGUGACAGUAACACCAAUUGCACCUGAUCCCAAAAAUGCAAUUCUUGUAUGUGGAGAAAAACCAGGGACAUCUACACCUCUCAAUGUAGGGGAGACAAAUCUCCAGAUAGAAGUUACAUCAGCUGAUGGCUCUAACAAACAGACUUACAGUUUAGAUAUUAUAAGGAAGCCACUUCCCAGAUAUGUCAAAAUAACAGAUGAUAAUUUAGCACAGCAAUAUGAAUGUCCAAUCUCACUGAGUCCAUUAUACAGACCUAUAACUAUCAAAGCAAAUGAUGAAAAACAUACAUAUUCAGCACCAAAUAUUGAUGCAUUUACUCGUACAUCUAAGAUUGACCCUCUUAGUGGAAUACCAUUGACUGGAGAAUGGAGAAUUGUGGAUUAUGAUCUGGAUAAGAAAAUGGCAAAUGCCCAGUCUUGCAUUCCUCUUACAUAUGGAGGAACUAGUGAAACAAAGAAAUAUUCAGAAUUAGGAAGUAUUAUCGAUAAAACUAAUGUUGCACCAAAAGCACUUGAUGUAAAAGACAAAUUCAAGGAUGUGAAUGCCCCUCUUACCCAUACUGUUCAGGUUCGUAAAUGGGAGAAACAAAUGCAGCAAUGUUUUGAUGACCUUGAAGAUCUGAAGAAAGGUGGUGAAGAGUUUAUACAGGAGUAUUAUAAAAGUUUACCUAAACCAGGUGAGUCUAAGCAGUAUGAAGAUGGAUGUACUCCACUAGAUUAUCUACAAAGAGCUUCUCACUGCAUUGCAUCAGCUAUUAAGUUAAAACCUAAAGAUCCUAAUCUACAUUUACAGUUAGGAAAGAUAUUAGAAGAAAAAUACUACUGUGAAGAUUUAUUUGGUCAGAAAAAAGAGGAGCAUGAAGCUCUACCUUCGUUUAACCUUGACGCCAAGGAGAGUUCUAGGGAGGAGGAAUGUGCAGCUAUUUGUAAACUUAGAGGUGUUGACGCUUCAUCGGCACCGAUUGCUCUACAACUAAAAGCCAUUGAUCAGGAAUAUCAUCAUCUGAUAGAAAAUGGUCAGAGUGUCCAGGCUGAUCGUGUUAUGGGUUUAUUUGCUUGGAAAUCUAAGCAAGCAUCUCAGGAAGGGAUGGCAGCACAGAAGGCCACAGAUGAAGAGAAUCCCCUUGGGCAAGCUUAUCUGAAAUACAUGGAUGCAUUAGUAAUAGAUGAAGCAAAAGCAGUGUUUAACUUCCAUGUUGGUCGUCUCUUAGUGAUACAGGGUAAUUUUAGUGAAGCUGCCAAGAGAUUAGAGGUGACAUUGAAUUGGAAUCCUAAUUACCAAAUGGGAAGAUUUUAUUUGGGAUUAGCUUUAGCAUUACAAAAAGAAGGUCCAGAAGCAAGAGUUAAAGAAGCUGUUAGUUAUUUGUUGGAAGCCAUGGAAACUUUACUGACACAGAAUACUAAAUUUGCCAUGACAGAAAGGGACCCAAGGGAGAUAACUCCAGAAUUGCAUUCAGACAAUCUUGUCAGAUCUAAUAAUGUGCAUUUUCUAAGAGGCAUUGUACAACUGGGACGUCUCCUUACACAGAAUGCAGACAUUAAGGACCACAUCUCAGGAAAAGAUGUUCUUCAUACGGCAGCAUUACUGGCAGCUCAAGUCUUACCAAAUAUUGCCAAAGGUGAUGCCUAUAAACAGUUUGAAUGGGUAUUACUAGAAUCCCAUGCCACACUGUUAGAGAUUCUGAUGAAGAAUGGCGGGAAUGAGAAACUUAUCACUCAGAGAUGUCAGAGAUUGUCCUCUCUUAUAUUCCACUCUACACUACCAAUGAAUGAACAAUUAUUGACAUUACAAGAAAAGACCUGUCAGAAGUUAGUACAGAUACAGCCAUGUAAUGCACAUUCGCUUUAUUUGCUUGGCUUGUCACAAUUUGCUCAGUAUGAGAAUUGUCCUCCUGGGGAUAAAUCACAAGAAAUUCUCAAGGACUGUAAAUCUUCAUAUGAAUCUAGCAUUGAAUUGGAAGGCAAACCUGCAUCUGGAAAUGCUGUUGAAAACUUAGUGGGACAAACAUGGUGGCAAGAAAGACUUAAACAAGAGGAGGAAAAGAAGAAAGCAGUAGAGGCAUCUAAAGCUAAAGCAGCACCAACCCCUGCAGGCAAAGGAGCUCCAGCUAGAGGAGCACCAGCUGGGAGAGGUGCUCCAGCCAGGGGUGCACCGGCUGCUAGAGGGACUCCUGCAGCAAGAGGAAAAGGACCAGCCACUCCAGCUGCAAGAGGUGCUCCUGCAGGAAGAGGUGCAGCCCGGGGAACUCCAGCAAAAGCAGCUGCUCCUGCCAAAGCUCCUGCUGGUAAAACUGUUGGUAAGCCUGCUGCUGCUUGUCAUACACAACCUGCUAAACAAGAAAAGACAGAGGAAAAGAAACCAGAGCCACAGACACCACCUGCUGCCACACAGACGUCAGAUAGUAAGCCAUCCGUGGCAGCUCAUAUCAACAGAAAGACAUAUCUACCCCGUCUAGGUCUGGCAAGAGCUCACAGAUCUGCUGGUGAAAUAGAGGAAUCACAAAAAUACUACAAUGAAGUGAUUGUUAUGGCUCCAGAGAUUCAUGAUGCCUACAUUGAAUUGGCAGAGAUGUUAACAGUCAAGGACCCCCAGGCUGCUGUUGAUGUUUACUGCAAGUUUCCAUUGUCUGCUACCCCAACAUUUGAUGAUGCCUAUAUCAUAGGAGAUAUUGUUAGACUGUUGAUGAAAGGAGAGAAAUAUGAUGACCCUAGAUUACAGACUAAUAUGAUAGCUUAUGGAAGAGUUCUGGGUUUAGGUGUAUUAGAGAAGUAUGUAAAAAUUCUAGAAGAUAAAUUCAAGACAAAGAUAUUGAGAGAGGUUUAUGCUGGGGUCAAUGGGAAAUCUGUUGAAGACCCUGAUAUGCAAGCUUUCUUCAAAUUCAAAGUGUGGGUGUAGACAGAAGAUAAUGAUCUUUGAAUUGUAGCAAAAUAACAGGAUUUAGUUGUAAGAAUGCAUUUUAAGAUUCCCAUAAUCAGGGCACUCUGAAAUCUACUAGCCAGAAGAAUUUUUCCAAUGGUAAUUACCAAGAUAUUGUGAAGAGAAUAGACAAAAUAUUGAUACCAAAGCAAAGUUCUUGAAUGUGUUUCUAGUAAUUGCAAUUAUUGUCUUAUUUCUUGUCAGUCUCUUUUCAUUAUCAAUCAUUGUUUCAACACUUGUAAUAAUGGCAUGUGUGCAGAUCUUUAAUCUAAAUAGAAUAUUUUGUCUUCAUCUGGUUAAAAUAUUGUGUAUACAUCUGUCUGUCUUCUGUCAAAGGCUAUAGGAGUGUACAUGUAUUUUUGGUAUGAUAGAUUUUGUAAGGGUAUGCAUAUUAAAUUAUGUCAAUUCUGUGAUAAAAUUUUAAUUAGAUUUUGUUUUAUAUGUUUAAUAAGACAUUGUCAUAUAUUUACACUUAUUCCGUCCAAUUAUAUUAAUUUUGUUAUUUGCUUUUACAAAAAAAUGGCAUAACGUGAUAUUCAUAUCAUUCCAUUUAACUGAUGUAUACCUAACUGAUAUACUUCAUUAUAUUUGUGUCAAUUAUUAUGAAAUUGUUUUAGCUUUAUAUGUAUUGUUAUUUUAGACCAUUUAACGUCACCAUUUGAUGCUUUCCAGCAUAGCUAAACAUAUAAUAAAUAUAAAGUUUAUAGAGUAAGCAUAAUGGUGACUUGUGGUUUUAGAAACAUUUUUUUUUUAAUUUGGUUUCUAUUAUAUUAAUCAAUUAGAAGUCAAAAGUAAUAGUUUUAAAAAGUCAGUUGUUAAGUGUAUUCUUUGACUAAUACAAUGUUUAGAGUAAGUUAAAUUAAAUCUAUAUAUAUCCUUAAAAAUAAAAUUACUUCUUUAAUAAUGUUUCUAAAAUUUUCUGAUAUAAGGUGGUCACUUACUAUUGGUUUGGAUACCUUAACAACAUAUAUAUUUAAUUUAUAGUAUGACAUGCUACACUUUAGAGAGCCAUGUUAUAUGUAAAUUUGAUUGUGCUGAAAUUUUGAAAAAUGAAAAAAAAAAAUAUAAUUUUAUUCAUAUACGUAUUGUGAUACAUUGUUGGUUGAUUUGUGCCAAACAUUAUCAAGUAUUGUUGAAUGUUUAUUUUUUUAUGAUUGUUUUUUUAUUUAUUUAUUUUCAAUAUUGUAUGUGUCAGAUAUAUGAAAGUAUUGGUGCUUUAUAAUAUUUCUGCCUGUUUACCUGUUUAAUGGAGUAUCCAUAUUAUGCAAAAGAGUUACAUAAAUGAUGCACAGUACUUUAGAUCACAGAAAAAACUGACUCAUUCAAGAAACAAAAUUUCAGUUACAUUGGGUUGCUUGAAAUUGGAGGUUUUAUGUUUGUUUACUCUAGAUUAAUGUAACAUUAGAUUUUGAUGAAUGUUGUUUCAAUUUCAAUUUGAAAUUCAUGUCUAUAUGUUCUUGCAUUUGGUGAGUGUAAAACAUGACUUGGGUGUUUUCAAUAGAUUAAUUUUGUAAUGUUUUUAUUGUGUGUUUAAGAUUAGUUUAUUAAAACAAUUUGAAAAAAGGUUUCAAGAAAAUUGUCCAUACAUUUUUCUCUAAUUUUCUUAAUACCAUCAUCAAUGUUAUAUUUUUUUUUUACAUAAAGACAAUCAGAAAAUCAAUGCAUUUCAAAUUGAAAUGAUUUCUUAUCUGUUAUAAUGAAAUAUGUCUUCUUGUAAUAAUUUUUCACCAAAUAUUCUGUAAAACGAAACUGUCAGUAAUUAGAUUUGUUUCAGAAUUAUAUUUAUUUUUGCAAUAAAUUGAUUCUGCUUGUG
Molecule: messenger RNA, 5154 nt
Organism: Mytilus trossulus (common blue mussel)
Lineage: Eukaryota; Metazoa; Mollusca; Bivalvia; Mytilida; Mytilidae
Exons: 20
Coding region: 33-3320 (1095 amino acids)
Molecular function (GO): protein binding
Source: RefSeq, a predicted model, not a curated record